AUGUCUUCAAUUUAUCGGCCCACCAUCUUAUUGACCGGCGGCUCCCGGGGGAUCGGUCUUUCGUGCCUAGAAAUUUUACUCAAGUCCCCGGCGCAAGCGAACGUGGUCUCGGUUUCCAGAUCGCUUCCCCAAAGGUUACAGGAAUUACAGAAGGCGUAUCCUCACAACCUGUUGGUCGUCCAAGGGGAUGUAAAAAAUGAUGAAGAUAACAAAUUAGCCGUCGAAUCUGCUGUCAAGACAUUUGGAUCUGUGGAUGGCUUGAUAUUGAAUUCAGGGAUCAUUCAUUUCGAGCGGAUAGAUCAGCACACGACGCUAGAAUCUUGGCGAGAGGUUUUCGACGUCAACUUUUUCCCAUUGGUUUCAAUGCUCAAGCAUUCCUUGGCCCACCUUCGGAACUCUAAAGGAAGAGUAGUCUUUAUCAGCUCCACUGCUUCUGUGCUAGGUGUUUCAUCCUUAGGCAGCUAUGGUGCAAGCAAGGCCGCCAUGAACUCCCUUUGUCGAACGCUCGCUGCUGAGGAACCCGAAAUCACUUCCAUCUCGCUGCGACCGGGCGUGACGGAUACCGACAUGCAAGAACAAUUGAGGUCCAAAGGCAAAGAUUUGAUGACCCCUGCUGUUUACCAAGACUGUUAUGAUUUGUUUGCAUCUUCUAAACUCGUCAAGCCCGAAAAACCUGCAGAAGUGAUCGCGAAUCUUUCGAUCAGAGCUGAGCAGAAGCUUACGGGAAGCUUUUUAGUUUGGGAUGAUGAUGAAUUGAAAAGCUAUCGAAGCUCUUCCUGA
This is a messenger RNA of Puccinia triticina, 780 nucleotides long. RefSeq lists its product as uncharacterized. Gene Ontology annotation, cellular component: intracellular anatomical structure. Gene Ontology annotation, molecular function: oxidoreductase activity, acting on NAD(P)H, oxygen as acceptor. Bases 1 to 780 code for a protein of 259 amino acids. The record is from RefSeq and is a predicted model, not a curated record. The transcript has 7 exons. Lineage: Eukaryota; Fungi; Basidiomycota; Pucciniomycetes; Pucciniales; Pucciniaceae.